Molecule: messenger RNA, 5916 nt
Organism: Oncorhynchus kisutch (coho salmon)
Lineage: Eukaryota; Metazoa; Chordata; Actinopteri; Salmoniformes; Salmonidae
Product: tumor necrosis factor receptor superfamily member 19L-like
Exons: 8
Coding region: 53-1222 (389 amino acids)
Biological process (GO): apoptotic process
Molecular function (GO): protein binding
Source: RefSeq, a predicted model, not a curated record
AUGAUCCUCUCUGUUCUAGGUCAUAUGUUCAGAGAAGAAUACCUGGAAGAAGAUGAGGAACCACCUUUGCUGCUCAGCUCUUGUCCUUCUCACGGUGUUUUGCUCUGGAGGGACUGUAGCCGUGCAGUGUCCCUGGGGGGAGGGGUGUGUGUGUCUGCGGUGCCCCAGUGCCCAGGAGCCAAUCAAGGCUUGCGGGCAGGUCAAGGGACCAGGCGAGGUGGUGCAAUGUCAGUCUUGUCCAGCGGGCACGUUUUCAGACGGCUAUGACUCUGAUCAAUGUCGCCCACACUCCUCCUGCGGGGUCCUCAACAAAAUGGUUGUGACCUCUGGUACAUCACACUCUGAUGCUGUCUGCGGAGACUGCCUAUCUGGGUUCCACCCCACUGCUGGGAGGACAGCCUCCACCCUGGUCUGUGUGAGAGCUCCCCCUUAUCUCUCCACAGCCCCCCCGGCCCAGUCUACCCACGUGCGUGCGGUGCGUACGGUAGGUAAGGGUUUGGCGGGAAGUGGCGGCCUGUCGGUGAACGGUACGGCAGUACGGAGCCCGGAGGAGAAGAGUACAGAGUAUGCCGUGUUCGUCCUGGUGCCAAUCUUCUGUGUGAUGGGACUCCUGGGGAUCCUCAUCUGUAAUAUCCUCAAGAAGAAAGGAUACCACUGUACUGCUGAGAAGGAGGGAGGAGACGAGGAGAAUGCCACACCACAGAAAGAGGGUAACGGUUGUCCCUACAUCGUAGAUGACCCUAAUGAAGACACCAUCAGUGUUCUGGUACGCCUCAUCACAGAGAAGAAAGAGAAUGCUGCUGCCCUGGAGGAGCUGCUAUUGGAGUACGAGAGUAAACAGAUGGACAUCAGCAAAGCCUCCUCAAUCAAGUUUCCGGUGCUGUCUCCUCUGACUCAGUUCCUCUCCCUGCCCAGACUGUGUCCUCACCAGUCUCACCUCCAUACCAUCUCUGGUCUGUCUGGCCUGUCUGGCCCCCGACACGGCUACUGCUGCUCCCGCUGUGCCCAGAAGAAAUGGCCCCCCAUCCUCCUCGGCCCCCUCAAACCCCCACAGUCCCUCCUGUUACCCCCUCUGGACCUCCAGAAGACCCCUCUCCUGCCCCCCGUGGACACACACCACUCCCCCCCUAAGAUCUCCCAGACCCCCAUCCCUGGGUCAGAGUCACUCCCUGGGGGGGAGUGGAGGAUGCCUGGGGAGGUGACCCGGUCUGUUGGGAGGUGAGGAUGGAAACACACACACACACACAAACACACAUUCUAUACACACAUGCACCGUGUGCCAAUCUUCUGUUUGAUUGACAGGUUUCAGGUGGCUCAGAUUCAGGAGCAGAGGCCUGGUUCCAUGGGGAUGACGUUCCGACCAGAGUCUAGUGACUCAGACUCAGUGGAAGACGCAUCUCUGCUGGUGGGGAACAAGUCAUCCUCGUCUUCUUCCUCCUCAGCUGCCAGGGGUACACAGGAGGUGCCGGUCACUUCCUUUUCUCUUUCUCCUCUCAUUGUAUUUUCACCACCUCUCUUCUUCUUCUCUCCAGUCCACUGAACAUUCUGAUUCUUGGAGUGUCGUUGACUUCUCCCAGGAGUCCCUGGAAAGCACACACACACACACACACACACACACAGGAAGGCAUAUUCUUCUAGUGACUGCUGAAUUAUGAAAUAGUAACACGUUGCCUGUCAUUGUGGUGUCGGGGGAAGAACUCCCUCCACCACACACACACACCCUCCCUAGUUAGUCAUCAGUGACAAAAACACACACAUCUAGCUCAGCACAUUUAAGCGUGAGACAUACAUAAAUCACGGUUCAUUCAUGGUUUGUCAAUGCUGACAGUUAGUGAGGAAGCUACUGACCCCUAGUGGGGAUAUUGGGAACACACACACACACACCACCUCUCAAGUCCCAUUCCUGUGAGACAACAUCCUGUGAGUCAAUGGUCAACCAUUGUAAUAAUCUCUCUCUCUCUCUCUCUCUCAGGUUAACAGCUAAACAUUUGCAGUGGUGAAUGCUGGGUAAAAAAUAACUCUACCUCGCUGAGCGAAGGAUGCGAUGGGAUUCCAAAACGGUGACCAGAGAGGUUGAUUUUCCUCUUUGUUGGGAUUUGGGAAGUUAGCCUGGGUGCUUGUUGGGAACUUAGCCUGGAUGCCAGACACAGGGAAACACUCAUAUUUAUAACACAAUCAACUUGUAUUUUAUCCUAUUGUUGAGCAAUAAUCCUCUGUCUUUAGUGGCAGGGAGGAGAAGAGAGAAGGAACAAACUAUUCAUUAACCCAGGCGUGUGGUUGUGCUUCCAUAAGACUCUGGACAGGUUGGAGGACCUUAACACUGUCUGCACUUGAUACUGCAAUACACACACACACACACAUACACGGUAGGUCUACAUUCACACACACACACAUACACGGUAGGUCUACAUUCACACACACACACGGUAGGUCUACAUUCACUCACACACACACACACACACACACACACACGGUAGGUCUACAUUCACACACACACCCACACACACGGUAGGUCUACAUUCACACAAACACACACACAAUAACAAAUAUUAUAGAAAACAACUCACAUGUUUUGUCUAGAUAAAACUUUGAAUAAUUAUUAUAACAGACUUAGCUAUUUAAACGAUUUAGCUCGUCUUAUGUUUGAAGCGCUGAUUAGCGGAAGUUUUAGGCCUUCUGAAGUUUUAGGUCUUCUUGAUCAUGUUGAAUGUAGUCUUAUCUAGCAAAUACUUGGGGGUUGAGCUCCAACAUUGAGAGAGAGAGACAUAAUGAUAUAUAAGCAACAUGAACUACGUGUUGUACUCUUCAGCUCUUAUAGAUGGCAUUUAAAGUGGAACUGACAGCAUUUUAGCAACAUGAAAUCUAAUUCAAAUCAGUUCAUAUACACCACCAGGAAGAAUGUGACGCUUUAAAAAAAGAUACAAACCUAUCAAGCGAACGCUUAGAUAUGAUCAUUUUCAUGUUUUCAUAAAUUCUUAAAAUGUUUGGUAAUUACAUACAGUAAGGCAUUUGUAAAAAAAAAAUCUAUAGCAAUAUAGAGAGUUGAAAACGGUUUGGACAAUUCAUAGACACUGCAGGAAAUAAAACCUAAUUAAAACAUCUGUCUCAUCCAGGACCGGAGUCUACACAGACCGGUGCACCAUAGAACUACAGUAGGACUUUAUGCAAACAAGCCAUUUGCCACACAGACCUGCCAUCAUUCACUUUGACCUGAACUGUGUGUUUACAGGAAGUUACAACAGAGCGACUUUAGAUCAAUAGAACAAAAAGCCACAAAAUACACCUGAAUGGAUUUCUACAAAUAUGUCAAUACCACAGGAGUCCUCUUACAUUUGGGAACUUUACAGUCCUAAUGAUCAAACAACCAUAAAAAGGCAGACUCUCUUUCCCUAUAUAAAUAUGCACAUCAACAACAAGAUCAAUAGCUAAUGCUAGCCAGUGCAAGGUCAGCUACAAUCUAACGAAGGAACAUUAGAUAACCCCUCUCAAGCUUUUUCAUCUAGUUGACCGUCAAAAUUGCACUGAGAAACGAUGGGGAAUAGUAAGUAGCCUGCUCGUCCUUCUGCAGCUUGCCUGCCAGUGCAUUCUUGUCCCGACUAAGCACCCAAGCUAACUGGCUAAAGUGGGCUAGCUAGCUACUUCCAGAGACAAAUGAGAGAACACCUUACUCUGACCAUUUUUACUCGCCCUAGCAGAGCUGGUUGCUAGGCUGUUUGUUUACAUGAUAUCUGGAGCGUUCGUAACUAAGUAUUACUUUUUUUUACUGACACUGCAUAUAUUCAGCCGGUGUUGUGCGUUCAUAAAUGAAUCAGCUAUUCUGUGCUCUGGCACACUCAGACAAGAGGGCUCUGAAAUCAGAGGAGAUAGCCAGAGUGAAUUAGCGAACGAAAGAGAUAUGCUAACUGGAUAAUACGUCGCUCAAGUUCAUGAUAGCUAGCUAGAAAAGCGAUUCACAUUCUUGCUAGCUAACUAAAUGCCACCUCCAUCUCUAGCUGUGUAGCCACCGAAAACAAUAUGAGGGGCAAACGUCACUCUUACUCACCCGCUCCUCCAAUGACAUAACAUCCUCCUAGCAACUAGCUAGCAUCAGGCUCCGUGUUUUUAGCUUGCUACAUCAAUAGAUACGCUAGCCUAUUAGCCACGUUAUGACUGACUUGUGAUCAUUGCCGUUGCUAGUGUGAUUGUAUUGACAUUCCCAGUUAGUUAGUUACAAUCAUCCAUUUUUUAAACUGAAGGCAGCAAACAAUGUACCAAGAAAUGCAUUAGUGAAUUAUAUUAAUCGUGCAUUGAAAUGCAUCCAUCUAUUCUGCCAACAAUGCCUUAGUGUACGUCAUGGAACGCUGAGUCAAAUAGAACCUAUUUUUAAAACCUCUUAUCAAGUUGGUUUUGUAGCAUAAACUGGGAAUUUGAUAUUUUUUACUGAUAUUAUGAUUGCCUGUUUGUUUCAUAUCUACAAAGUAGUUAAAACGCUGUCAGUUCCACUUUAGCUUAAUUUAGCUUCUGAUGAAAGUUGAAUGUGUAGUACUGAGCUGUAAAUGGCUGUAUAUAUUUACAUACGGCUGUGUAAAUUGAUGUAUAUAUCUACAUACGGCUGUGUAAAUGGAUGUAUAUAUCUACAUACGGCUGUGUAAAUGGCUGUAUACUGUAUAUGUACAUAAUAGGGCUGUGAAUAGACAAGGUGAAUUGCCCUGUUUUUAUUGAAGCUCUUAGAUGUGUACGGAGGAUGGUCGUGACCUGGAAAGGAAAGGGACAGGGUCAGAGUCAGGGACAGGGUCAGAGUCAGGGACAGGGACAGAGUCAGGGACAGGGUCAGAGUCAGGGACAGGGUCAGAGUCAGGGACAGGGUCAGAGUCAGGGACAGGGUCAGGGAAAGGGUCAGAGUCAGGGACAGGGACAGGGAAAGGGAAAGGGUCAGGGACAGUGUCAGGAUGUGGGUUUGCCAGUCAUUUUCAGUGCCUCUUUUGACACACUUAAAUCAGUCCCAGACAUUUUGGGGGAGGUGUGCUUUGUCCUGUGACUUCCUCUCUCCUGGCGUGUCACAGAUCUAGGAUCAGUUGACCCUCCCAGCUACACUGACCAUUGAUCAGUGGCAUCCUACUCCAUGUGGCAUUUAUCUCAAACCAUGACCUCACUUCCUGCCUUGUGACGAUUGCCUAGCAACAGACAAAGGCUAAGUUAGUAGAAUAAUCAACUCGGCUCUUUUGCCCCCACAGAUAAAGCACUACAGAUACACUAUUCAGAGUUCUCAUUCAAGUGUUGUUACUUAUUGUUACACACACACACCUGCGCACACACACACACACACACACACACACACACACACCUGCACACACACACAUAAACACACACGUUCCUGCUCCUCCAAGGAGAGCAUGCAGACAGACCCUAUCAUCUCUGGGUCAUCUGGGUAAAUGCUGUAUUCACAGUCCUCCUAAAGGGAACUAACUACAUUACCACAGGAAUACAAAAUCAUGACUGACCAUCUCAAUCUUAUUCCUUCAGCUGCAUUUCAAGUGUUUUCUACUUCUGUUUUUUUUUAGUUAUUUAAAUAUAUUUUUUUGAUUAGUGUCUGACAUAGCUGCUUGACCGUGGAAACACAGUUUGGGUUUUGCAGUUUACAUUUUAUAAAGGGUGGAUAAUAAUGAUGAUUAUGAUUAAUUUGAACUAUUAUUUUAUAUACUGUAUGUUGCUGUUUUUGCGGUUCAGAACCAUUGUCUGGAUUUGAUUAUUUUUAUGGGUUGAACAUGUCCCUGUUUUUAUCUGGUCUGUUUCAUUAUGACACGUUAUAAACUGAAGUGUUGCAGAAAAGAAAGGAAAACAACUCGUCUUCUCUACGUUGUAGAUUGUAUUUAUUAUGAUAUUACAUUUUUCUGUAUGAUAUUUUUACUCUUGAAAUAAAGGAGAGGUUUAUUUUGA